AUGUCAACCUCUUAUGAUCGAAUUCCACUUGCGCGUCAUAAUUAUCCUCAGUCACCUUUCGAACGCGCGCGUGAAACCAACUACGAAUUCGAUCUAGAUACCUCCAAUUUUCCCACCCCCUCCAAGCAGAAUGGGUCACGUCCCCGUCACAGUUACCGAACAAGCACAUUAGCUGGAGCGUAUCGAGCCGCAUCGGCUUCCUCGAUGGAGGAAGGCGCGCCGCUGGGCUCGUUCACGAGUCCCCGACGGACGCGGGAACCAGUCGACGCGAUUUCACCGAAUUCCGACAGAUCGAACCCCCCCGAAGAGCUCACGGAUGUAUAUCGAAGAAUUGAAGAAGAUGGAACACUGGCUGAAUACGUGUCUUCGGACGGAUGGGAAGCGCCGCCGGGGGCCCGUAACGGAAGUCGGACGAGUCGCUCAUCAUCACACGGAAGGGAUCACGACUACAAUGGUUUUGCCCGCAAUGGACUCGCUAUUUCAGAACCGAGUCUAUUCAGUGAUACUGGGCGACCUUCACCGCGCCGGAGGAACACCGAUUUCACCAAAGAUGAGCAGCGCCUCAGACGCGUGACCAACAAGGAUUCUCCCGUGUUUAGCAAGGCUAAGGUCGGCGCACGAUCGCCAUUGACAGCCGAUAAUUUACAACGGCGUGAGGAGGAGGAAAUCCAGAGCCUGCAUGUAUCAGAGGAGGAAGACGACGAGCACGGUCCCUCGCUGAAUCUGCCAACUACCUGGGGGAGUCGCGCCACACACCAACAAAAGUGGCUUCGGAAAGUCAGCAGUCGAAGCGUUUCAGAUCCAGAACUUCCAGGGCAGAAGGUAGAAGAUACUUCAAGGGGUCCAGUGAAAACAGCAUCGAGGACGAGGCCAGAAGAUAACCCAGUCCCGAAACCUCGCAUUUCUCCCCGUUCCCUAGAACGAAGCCGCAUUCCAAGUCGAAAUGUUCUCGAGGAGCGCACAGCCAAUCUGUAUAUUCAAGACGCCCAGGGGACUCAGGAGAAGACCAAAGAAAGUACAUUUGACUCUGGCCCAAAUGUGCCUGAAGGCGAUCCUAUCCCUAACACACCUAUCGUGAUAUUCAAAGGCUCAUCAAGCUUUAUGAAGCCAAGUACGACAAAGCGAGACUCCCAGGACUUGCUACGCCGAUUAUCGAGAACCGAAAGCCCAAAGCUGGACCAAGUGCAAACCCCGGAUCAACCAAAGCUUUUCGAGCGCCGCAUUUAUGAUAAAACACCUCGAGUCACGGGUGCAUGGAUUGAUACUCCCAUGACGGAGAAAGUGGCCCAAAUCCCGAACGACUUGACCAAAGAUAUCGUCCCUCCACCCACAGCACCAAAGCAGGCUGAGCCCUCAGUUGAGCAAAGUAAACCGCCUGUUGUGGCUCCAGCUCUAGUCCCAAGCAAACCUGAAAGCUCAAAGAAUGAAACGAGCAGCGAAAGAGAUUCUUCGAAGGAAGAAUCAAAAUCAAAUAAACGGCCAAGACCUCCAGUCCUUCGGCCUAAGCUGCCCAAAAGUGGGCUCGAAACAGUCAUUGAGGACGUCAGCUCCGGAAAGGAGACGCUCGACCUGGGAGACGAUACCAUUGAAUCUCUCCAGGCCAUUAUGGACGACCCGAUGGGGUUGAAAACGGAAGAAGAAGAGGAGGCCGCUUUUGAGAAGGAAGUGCUUGAAAAAUUGGCAAUCGCUCGUUCGAAUGGACAAAACUCAGUCGACCUCGACCGGCUGAAUGACAAGCUGGCAUCUCUCUCAAGGAACAUCAAUGAGGUAAAGAAAGGUCUCAACAACCUAGAAGAGCAUGUCACUCACAAGGCUACGCUUACAUCACGGCCAAGCACCCCUCCCAAAGCGGCACAAGCAACACAUUCACACGACGAGUCUUGCACAUCUUGUGUCACGCAUUCUGAUGGUCGUGUUUAUGCUGCGAUUCCGCUUCCUCAGCUGUGGACACAAAAUCCAACUACCCGGCGCCGCCAGCUCACUAGGCUCGGCUGGGUCACGCUAGUGUCACUAUCGUGGUAUGUUAUCGAGUGCAUGAUGGUAGAGCAGUACUGCCACCCAAUCAUGUCCGACACUUGCGACGGUUAUUGCCUCCAGCCCGAUGCACCCGAAUUUCCAUGGGUGACCGUGACAAUGCUAUGGCGCUGGUCUCAUCUAUCAGCCCUCCUCAUGCCCAUCUUCACCGUGGGGUUUGCCGUGUUUCGGCUGGCAGCGCAGUUGCUCGGACUAUGGGAUGGCUAUGUGGAUGAGCCGGCACGCUUGGGUAAUCUUAUGGGUGAGAUUCGUAUCAAUGGUACUCCAGUCUCAUUCCCGUGGUUGUCAAAUCCCACAACCCAGAGCAUCCCGUCUGCACCCCCACAACAGCCAGUGUGGACACCAACACCGCGCAAUGAGGCCCCUGUCAUAUGGGAGGAUGACCAGCCCUCAAUUGAUGACGAUGAAUAUCUUUAG
Penicillium odoratum is the source of this 2451-nucleotide messenger RNA. RefSeq lists its product as uncharacterized. Bases 1 to 2451 code for a protein of 816 amino acids. The record is from RefSeq and is a predicted model, not a curated record. NCBI's taxonomy places the organism in Eukaryota, Fungi, Ascomycota, Eurotiomycetes, Eurotiales, Aspergillaceae. The transcript has a single exon.